ACCCUUCGUCCUUCAUUUGAAUAGAACAAUUAAUGAGGAAGUUUGCUAAAAACCCUGGUUAAGCACAGUGGACAGAGCAGAGGCGCAAAGACCGACAACAGCCACGCAGAGCAUUUACCAAGCAUUUUUAGAUAAUCUUACAGAAGUCACUGCAUGUGCUCCAACUUCACCACAGAGAUGAGAUAAACCUCCAAUUGACGAGACUAAUGCUUGCCGUCUAACAAGCGUGCUGCACAGAGUGUGACACAAAAAUGACAGUAUUGCUUGCAUAGGCAUUCUGCAAGGUUCGUUGUGAGACUAACUCCCCCUUCAUCAUCACACUGUGCGUUUCCUUCUUGGCGCUCUAAACUGAUCAUCAGUGGAAGUACUCCCGAGCUGCAGCAGCCCAACUGUGACAUCCUUCCACUACACAGAGUGUGCUCAGGCUGGCUGGCUGCUGCACAGGCACCAUGGAGCAAAAAUCACCUAAGGAUGAGAGCACCGCCAAAGGACAAGAGUCUCUGUCCUACCAGCGGAGGAUGUGGAAGAAUUUCCAGGAGAAAACCAAGCCAUGGCUGAGUCCUAAACUGGGAUCGGAGCGUCGCGGUGCCGGGGGCGCGGAGGGCAGCAAGAAGGAAUCGGGGCUAUGGAUGUUUAAGAAGAAAAAGAAACAACUGGACCGCGUGUUCUCGUCGUCUCAGCCGAAUCUGUGCUGCUCUACGCCGGUGUCCUUUGAAGGAGAUAAGAAGUCAAUGGGAGGUGACGCGGUCCCCGGCACCAGCAAAGACGGACAGCCCCUGCUACAUACCCUUGGCGCAGCUUCUGGGGCCACAGGGAGCAAGCCUGAGCUGACUGCUCACGGAAGCCCCAAACUCCCCGUAUCCCAGCUGAUCACGUACCAGCAGAAGAGCUCUUCUCUCGGCUCGGCGUGCUUCGAGAAACUGGUAGUGGACCCGGCCGCGGUGGUGGGAGAGGAGGAGCAGCUGCGUAAAAACGCAAGUGAUUCUGGCAUCAGCAUUGUGGGGCCCAGUAAUGCAGAACACUCGCCUCGACCUCCUAGUCCAGCCAUGUACCAGCUGGACAUCAUCCUAAAGAAAGGGAACAACCUCGCCAUCCGAGAUCGGACAGGCACCAGUGACCCAUAUGUGAAGUUUAAGAUUGCAGGGAAGGAGGUGUUCAGAAGUAAGACCAUCCAUAAGAACCUCAACCCGGUGUGGGAUGAGAGAGUAAGCCUACAUGUGGAAACCCUGAGAGACCCACUAUAUGUCAAGGUUUUUGACUAUGACUUUGGACUUCAGGAUGAUUUCAUGGGCUCAGCGUACCUCUACCUGGAGUCACUGGAACAUCAGAGGACACUGGAUGUCACGCUGGAACUGAAGGACCCACAGUACCCUGAACAUAACCUGGGCAGCCUGGAACUAGCUGUCACUUUGUCACCAAAGGAGGGAGACGUGAGGGACGCUACCAUGCUUUUGAGAAGGAACUGGAAACGAUCUAGUAAGUAUCAGAGUAUGCGUCUGUCAGAUGUGCACAGAAAAGCCCAGCUGUGGCGAGGUAUAGUCAGCAUCAGUCUGAUAGAAGGUCGCGGCCUGCAGCCCAUGGACGCCAACGGCCUCAGCGACCCCUAUGUCAAAUUCAGGAUGGGGCACCAGAAGUACAAAAGCAAGACAAUUCCCAAAACGCUGAACCCCCAGUGGAGAGAACAGUUCGAUUUCCACCUGUAUGAUGAGCAGGGAGGCUAUGUGGACAUCACAGUCUGGGACAAAGAUGCUGGCAAGAAGGACGACUUCAUGGGAAGGUGUACCAUCGACCUGUCGCUCCUCAGUAAAGAACACACACACAAGCUGGACCUGCCACUGGAGGAAGGCGAAGGUGUGCUUGUGCUGCUGGUUACACUCACUGCCUCCGCUGCCGUUUCUAUCUCAGACCUGUCAAUCAACAUGCUGGACGACCCGCAUGAGAGACACCAGAUCAUGCAGAGAUAUAGCCUAUGGAGGUCAUUUCACAACCUGAAAGAUGUCGGUGUGGUGCAGGUAAAGGUCAUCAGGGCUGAGGGACUGAUGGCAGCAGAUGUCACAGGUAAGAGUGACCCGUUCUGUGUGGUGGAGCUGAGUAACGAUCGGCUGCAGACUCACACCGUCUACAAAAACCUCAACCCAGAGUGGAACAAGGUCUUCACUUUUAACGUGAAGGACAUCCACUCGGUUCUCGAGGUCACUGUUUACGACGAGGACCGAGACAGAAGCGCAGAUUUCCUGGGGAAAGUGGCUAUUCCUUUACUAAAUAUCCAAAAUGGAGAACGCAAAGCCUACGCCUUGAAAAGCAAGGAGCUGACAGGGCCAACAAAAGGGGUCAUCUUUCUCGAAAUAGACGUGAUUUUUAAUGCUGUGAAGGCUGGUCUCAGGACGUUGAUUCCCAUCGAGCAGAAGUAUAUCGAGGAGGAGCCCAGAGUGUCCAAACAGCUGCUGUUGCGCAACUUCAACCGAGUUAGGCGCUGCAUCAUGUUCCUUAUCAACACAGGCUGCUACAUCAACAGCUGCUUCGAAUGGGACUCUCCACAGAGGAGCAUCUGUGCUUUUGUGCUUUUUGUCAUCGUCGUGUGGAACUUUGAACUCUAUAUGAUUCCUCUGGCUUUGCUGCUGCCUUUGGCCUGGAACUACAUCCUCAUCGUGUCAGGGAAGGAUACCAGGCAAGACGUGCAAGCAAUGGAGGACCUGCUGGAGGACGAGGAUGAGGAUUUUGACAAAGAUGACAAGGACUCGGAGAGAAAGGGCUUCAUGAACAAGCUUUAUGCCAUUCAGGACGUGUGCAUCAGCGUGCAGAAUGCACUGGAUGAAGUGGCCUCCUAUGGCGAGAGGAUAAAGAACACAUUUAACUGGACUGUGCCUUUCUUAAGCUGGCUGGCCAUUGUGGCUCUCGGAGUGGCCACCACCAUCAUCUACUUCAUCCCUCUACGAUACAUUGUGUUGAUCUGGGGGGUGAAUAAAUUCACCAAGAAGCUGCGAGACCCUUAUACCAUUGACAACAACGAGCUGCUAGACUUUCUCUCCAGAGUGCCCUCAGAUGUACAAGUGGUGCAGUACCGAGAGCUGAAACUGGAUCCCAAUCCCAGUCCAAAUAAAAGGAAGAAAAACAACCCCGGGUAGAUGACUGUGUCCGCCCACCAACUCCUCUCUUCUCCACUUUUCUUCACUCUGUCUAUUACUGGACACUGAGGAGCAGAGGUAGACGGCUCUGGACCAGCUCAGCUCAACUGUCCUUCCCUUUUGUCUUUCCUAUUUUCUUCUCUUAACCCUUUUUUUCUGUCUAUAAUUACUCAUGAUGUACAGUACAGUUUCCUGAUGUGUAAUUUUGUAUAAAACAAGACAUGAAAUCCCAUGAAUUAUUAUCACCAUUAUGCUUUUGAUUGAUUUUAAAGGCGAGUGGGAAUGAUGGCUGGGAUGACCUUUUUAUCAGCCGUGUGAGCCACUCUCCUGGUUUCUUCUCUCCAUCACCCUGACAGCUUGGUGGACUCUGUCCAUUCGCUCGCCACAAGUGUCACACAAUGAGUACAAUGAAUUUGAACAUUUAUACUCACUGUCCCAAGAAGACAUAAUCAGUGCAUCCAUGUUUAUCAAAAUACGAGCCUUAUACUAACAUUCUGCGUUAUCAAUCUGCAAAGGACUUUUAAGUGUUUUUUUUCUCGUAUUGAACUUAUUAAAUGAGUUUGGUAAUAUGUUUAUAUUUUCUAAUUGUUUUUGUACUGAAGUAUCCUUUGUUUUCUUCCCCUCUUGGAUGUGGUAAUGAUGUUAUGUUCGCUGGCAGUAAUUUGGAUUGCCUGCACUUAACUCAGCCAGCCAAGUUGAUUAGCAAUUACAGUGGUAGCCUCCAGAUAUGUCCUUCUACACAAACACAAAACUGGACCAACAAGCUGAAGGCUUGUGGUGGUAUCUGUCUGUGCUUUCAAACAAUGCCCAAAUUAGCUUUUCUAAAGACUUGACUCCAAAACAAAAAAAUCAAACCACAGUGGACAGUGAUAUUAUUUUAAAGUACAGUGAGUCUGUAUUUCUUAAAAGAGAUAGUGAUUACAUAAUCAUCACUAAAUAUUACCCAGAGGAAAAAAGAACAAUACUGUUAAGAAUUAGACAGUUAGUGUUAUGCCCUAAAUAUUUAUCACUAUUAAAUGCCCAGAUAACUUAGCCUCCUUUAAAACAUGUCAAAACCUCUAUCUAUCAGUCAGUCAGUCAGUCAGACAGACAGUCAGUGAUCCACAUUCUCUGUCUGUCAGGAGGCGCAGCAGACUGGGCCUUCUGCUGUCGUGGUGUUAAUAUAGAUGUCACCCAGUCUAUGCAGAGUGUCGCCAGGCAGGCAGGCCUUUAGGCAGCCACAGCCCUAAUCUUGUUUGAAAGGCUGGUCUCCUUUCCUCUCAUCUCCCUGUGUGUUUGCCUCGGCGGCCACACACGAGAGCAUUCACGCAUGCACAAGCAUGCAGACACACACACACACACACACACACACACACACACACAAAAAAAAACACCCUCUCAC
Seriola dumerili (greater amberjack) is the source of this 4506-nucleotide messenger RNA. RefSeq names its product multiple C2 and transmembrane domain containing 1 (gene mctp1a). Gene Ontology annotation, molecular function: calcium ion binding. Gene Ontology annotation, cellular component: synaptic vesicle membrane. The record is from RefSeq and is a predicted model, not a curated record. Bases 450 to 3125 code for a protein of 891 amino acids. NCBI's taxonomy places the organism in Eukaryota, Metazoa, Chordata, Actinopteri, Carangiformes, Carangidae. Gene Ontology annotation, biological process: regulation of neurotransmitter secretion. The transcript is spliced from 21 exons.